AUGAAAACAAUUGUAUUUUACAUACUCUUUUUACAGAACAAACUCGUUAAAACAUUUGUUGAGGGACCUAUGAAAAAAUAUCUGACCUUCCUCGAGAUGCGACUAAAAGAAAACAAAGAUGGUAAAGGUUUUCUUGUUGGUGACAAGCUUUCACUUGGUGAUCUUGCAAUUUAUGAUGGUCUGUCAUUACUCACUGCUUUGUUAGUUAAUGUGGACCCAUUCGAAGGCAGAUCAUUACUGAAAGAGCAUCAAUCCCGUGUCGGAAGUGUACCGGAAAUAGCUGAAAUGGGUAUCCACAAGACCUAAGACAAAAUUUUGAAAACAGAUCUAUAUGCCUUGUCUCAUUGCUUAAGUAUAAAUUUAUACCAUAGUAUUUAUGUAAAAUAAUUCAUUUUUGUGCCUAAGAUAAUAAACAGGAACCCAUAAGAUUUAAGACAAAAUUUUGAAACAAUUUAAUUGCUAUACGUAUAUAUUUAAUACUAUGGUAUUUUUGUACUAAAAUGCAUUAUGCGCCUACUGUAGAAUUUCAUGAAAACGAGAAACAAGAUUAAAUUAGCCUAAAUAUAA
This is a messenger RNA of Ruditapes philippinarum (Manila clam), 567 nucleotides long. RefSeq lists its product as uncharacterized. Bases 1 to 306 code for a protein of 101 amino acids. The transcript is spliced from 2 exons. NCBI's taxonomy places the organism in Eukaryota, Metazoa, Mollusca, Bivalvia, Venerida, Veneridae. The record is from RefSeq and is a predicted model, not a curated record.